Molecule: messenger RNA, 2219 nt
Organism: Ctenopharyngodon idella (grass carp)
Lineage: Eukaryota; Metazoa; Chordata; Actinopteri; Cypriniformes; Xenocyprididae
Product: E3 ubiquitin-protein ligase TRIM39-like
Exons: 8
Coding region: 121-1788 (555 amino acids)
Biological process (GO): protein ubiquitination
Molecular function (GO): zinc ion binding; ubiquitin-protein transferase activity; protein binding
Source: RefSeq, a predicted model, not a curated record
GAUUCAGAGAAAGUGAAACUAACUUGAUCAACAACAAUAUGGACGCCUGAAACGAUCAACCUCUAGAAUAUUUAUUGAGCCGUUCAAAGAGUCUUGUGAACACAUCUGAUACUCACAGGUAUGUCAUCCUCUAGCGGUCCACUGACUGAGGAGCUUCAGUGCUCUAUAUGUCUGGAUGUGUUCACUGAUCCUGUCAGCACUCCAUGUGGACACAACUUCUGCAAGACCUGUCUGAAUAAGUGCUGGGACAACAGCCAGACCUGCAACUGUCCAUAUUGUAAAGAAACUUUCAAGCACAGACCUGAUCUCAAGAUUAAUACCACACUCCGAGAAGUUGUAGAUCACUAUAAAAAGAAAAGUCCUGAAAGAAAACCUGAAGUUCUGAAAAAACCUGAAGUUCUGUGUGACGUCUGUGAGGAAAGAAAGCUGAAAGCCCUGAAGUCGUGUCUGGGGUGUCAGAGCUCUUACUGUGAAACUCACCUGGAGCCUCAUUUGAGAGUGGCAGGUUUAAAGAAACACAAACUGAUCAAUCCUGUGAGGAAUCUGGAGGACUAUAUAUGUCAGAAACAUGAGAGACCUCUGGAGCUGUUCUGUAGAGAUGAUCAGACAAUCGUGUGUCUGAUGUGUGGUGUAACAGGCCACAAGAACCACAACACUGUUUCAUUAGAAGAGGAGAGUGAAGAGAAGAAGACUCAACUGAUGAAGACACAGAAAGACACACAGCAGAUGAUCCAGGACAGAAUCAAGAAGAUUCAAGAUGUCAAACACUCAGCAGAAGUCAGAAAAAGAAACACAGAGAAGGAGAAAGCAGCCCGUGUCGAGCUCUUCACUGAUCUCAUCAACUCGAUUGAGAGAUGUCAGACUGAACUGCUGGAGAUGAUGGAGGAGCAGCAGAAAGCAGCAGAGAAACAGGAGGAAGAGCUCAUUGAAGAGCUGGAGCAGGAGAUCACUGAGCUAAAGAUGAGAAACACUGAGCUGGAGCAGCUCUCACACACUGAAGAUCACCUCCACCUCCUACAGAUUUACUCAUCCCUGUGCAGCUCUAGAAACACCAGGAACUGGUCUGAGAUCAGUGUGAAGACUGAUGAGAGUCUGGAGACUCUGAGGAGAGCUCUGACUCAACUGCAGGACACUCUACAGGAGAAACUCACACUAACUGUGGUUUGUGUUCCGAAGAUGAAUGAAGGUCUUACGGGUGUGGAACGACAUGAGGAUCUGAAGAGGAUGCAGCAGUAUGAAGUGGAUGUGACUCUGGAUCCUGAUACAGCUCAUCCUAAACUCAUCCUGUCUAAUGAUGGAAAACAAGUGAGACAUGGAGACAUUAGACAGAAACUCCCAAACAAACCAGAGAGAUUUGAUAGAAGUGUAGAUGUCCUGGGAAAGGAGGGAUUCUCCUCAGGGAGAUUUUAUUUUGAGGUGCAGGUGAAGGGAAAGACUAAAUGGACUUUAGGAGUGGCCAGAGAAUCCAUUAACAGGAAGGGAGAGAUCACACUGAGUCCCAGAAAUGGAUUCUGGACUGUAUGGCUGAGGAAUGGGAAUGAAUAUGCGGCUCUCUCUGCUUCUCCUGUCUCUCUGUGUCUGAGAGUGAAGCCGCAGCGGGUCGGUGUGUUUGUGGAUUAUGAGGAGGGUCUGGUCUCCUUUUAUGAUGUGGAGUCCAGCUCUCAUAUCUACUCUUACACUGGUCAGUCUUUCACUGAGAAACUCUAUCCAUAUUUUAGCCCAGAAUUUAAUGAUGGAGGUAAAAACUCAACUCCACUGAUCAUCACACCUGUCAAAUACAAUAAAUGAAUUUAUACCCCAAUAUGAAAUACUUGAUGAAAAUAAUGAUUUUUAUAAUUACAAUUCUGAAAACAUUAUCUAUGUGCUGCUGUUCAAAGGAUGAAGGAUGCAUUUUUUCAUUUGUUUUUAAAAUGAAUCUGUAAUUAAUAAUCUGUAAUUUUAACAAAAAAUGUAAUGCUUGUUUCAACAAAUUAUGCUUUUCAACAUUUCAUAACUGCUCAUGCCAUUUCCAAGGCUGUUUCUACCAUCUCAAUAUAAGAUGUUCUGUAAUAUUACGGUACAGCAGAUUAUCAUUAUCACUGUGUAUUUAAGUUCCUCUUUGUUCUCAGUUUAUUUGACGGUCCUCGUCAAUGUAUGAGUGAAGUUUGGUUAACUUAAUCUUUUGCCUGUUUCUGUAUUCUGAGUUUUUUUGGUUUGUAAAUAAAGACUGUUUGAAUGUU